This is a messenger RNA of Lentinula edodes (shiitake mushroom), 2201 nucleotides long. RefSeq lists its product as uncharacterized. Gene Ontology annotation, cellular component: cytoplasm. The transcript is spliced from 7 exons. Gene Ontology annotation, molecular function: zinc ion binding. The record is from RefSeq and is a predicted model, not a curated record. Lineage: Eukaryota; Fungi; Basidiomycota; Agaricomycetes; Agaricales; Omphalotaceae. Bases 25 to 2091 code for a protein of 688 amino acids.
CGUUAACACUGAACAUACACCUGGAUGGAAUCGCUCAUCCGUCGAACUUCGCAGGCAUUUCUGUCAUCUGUUACCUCUCACAGAAUCUUAGUAUAUGGCCUUCUUUCCUCCUUCGCAGUCCUUGCUACGAUUGGAAAUGCACUCAAAAGCCACAGCAACUUCUAUUCCGUCACUAUCUACCUUUCCAAAAGCAGUCGGAGCAUCCUAAUUUUGGCCAAUUUCUCCUUUCUACUGGCGUUGGUUGGAGGUCAUGUUGUUCAAAGAAUAUUCUUUGGCUCCCUCCGGCCGAACGAAGUUGAGAGACUUUACGAGCGCUUAUGGUUCUUCAUCACAGAGUCCCUGCUUGCGUUUACGAUUUUCCGGGAUGAAUUUGAUAUACCUUUUGCUAUCAUGUUCGGCUUUCUGCUCUUCGUCAAGUCCUUUCAUUGGCUUGCCAAUGAUCGGGUUGAGUGGAUGGAUCAAAGGCCUUACCCUGGACCCCCUCUGCUAUUCCACGUCCGGAUGUCCGUUUUGUUCGCUAUCCUUUGGUCGACUGACCUCCUAAUGUUCUUGAUCGCGGUGGAAAACACGCUUGCUCAUGGGGUUGGCGGGAUGGUCCUUUUCGCAAGCGAGUAUGGUAUCUUGAUGGCCACCGUGACGAAUACCAUAUCAAAAUAUCUCCUAUCAGCGUAUGAUUUCCGCCGAGCAGGUCAAAGAGGAGGGGAAGCCGCACCUCCAUGGGAAAAUAAGAGCAUGUGGGUCUUUUACAUCGAACUCGCCACCGAUUUCCUCAAAUUGACCAUAUAUCUUGUAUUCUUCACCAUUAUCAUUACAUUCUAUGGGCUCCCUCUCAACAUUGUCCGCGAUGUUUACAUUACUGCCCGGUCAUUCAUCACACGCCUCAGGGCCCUUCAUAGGUAUCAGACUGCAACACGGAACAUGGAUCAGAGGUAUCCAAACGCUACCGAGGAAGAAAUGGCCGCAAUGUCUGAUCGCACCUGUAUUAUUUGCCGGGAGGAAAUGUUGAUCCAAAGACCGGGUGCACCUGCUACUGAAGGUCCAAAUAUGACGCCAAAGAAACUGCCCUGUGGACACGUCUUCCAUUUCUACUGUCUGCGCUCAUGGUUGGAACGGCAGCAAAGUUGUCCCACAUGCCGUCGAACGGUUCUCGAUAAUGAUCCCCAACAGGGAGUUGGCCGUAAUGAUCCCGUCCCUCCUGCACCCCAGCAACCUGCUCCUGGGCAGCUUGCUGGCGGAAUAGGUGCUCAAGGUUUAAAUGGUCCUGCCGUUGCUGUGAACAACCCUCUAGGCCUCAUGGGUAGACUUUUCGGAGUUCAAGCGCAAGCGCGUAGGGCUCUAGAUGGAGCCCAGCUUCCAAAUGAUACCAACGCCACGGGGCAAUCGGGGGGAAUAGUUAUUCAAUACAACAUUCACUACCAGCCUGGACAACAACACUUUAAUCCUCAAACGCAGGCUGAGCCUCUCCAACCUGUUCCUCAACUGCAAGGUUUCCGAGGCCCAAGGGACAUUUGGCACGCAUGGCCUCAACCUGGUAUCGGUGAAGCCGGUCGAGAUAAUGCUCCCGUCGAAGAUCCAGUGGCUUCUCAAUCUGUUGAAUCGGGCGUUAGUCCUAGAGAGGCAGCUGCUCUUGCUGCUUCUCGGCGUAUGACUGAAAAAACUGGCUCCGAUUUCUAUAGGGAUGCUUCCGUGAACCAUAGUUCAAAUAUUGGACGGGCCUCACAUCCGACUGCUCCAGCUCUUAUUCCGUUAUUUGACUUCGAUUCACAGAGCCUGGAGCUCAAUUCCACCUUGUCCCGCACUGAGCGUUCAACACCUGAUGAUGCUUUUCCCAGUGGCCCAUCUUCUUUGGUGGCGUCCUUGAGUGAUCAGCAGCUAGCGCUCAUGGAUCAAACUACUAGGGAGGCUAUAGAUGAGCGCCUGAUAGUAUUGGAAGGUGUAUCUACUGCGGUAUAUCGCUGUAUCGAUGAUCUCGUGAGGAUGCGAAGCGCUUUACCUCCUCUUGGAGAUAUUAGUAGCGCCCAAUUAUCCCAGGCAGCGACCACCCUGGCCGAAUCAGCAGAGGACACGGAUACCCACUCAAGUUCCGGUUAAUCCUGAGUUGGAUGAAUGAGCAAAUGGGCUUUGGUUCAACCGUAGGAGAUUGUAUGGUAUCGAAGUGUUAACUUAUGCAAAGCAAUAGAACACAUGGAACAUUGGUGAAA